Messenger RNA from Trichomonas vaginalis G3, 2838 nucleotides. Its product is annotated as immunoglobulins domain-containing protein. The record is from RefSeq and is a predicted model, not a curated record. The transcript has a single exon. Lineage: Eukaryota; Parabasalia; Trichomonadida; Trichomonadidae. The coding region runs from base 1 to 2838 and encodes 945 amino acids.
AUGCCAAAUAUUUCAAAUUUACGAGUAUUUAAAGUCUUUUCUACAUGCGAUUAUAUAUUUGUACAGCAUAUUGAUGAAAUAGUUUCUGAAAACAAUACUUCUUUCAAAUUAAAGUUCGAAAUUGUUAAGUUUUCGCCCGGGCAAUAUUGUGAAUCAAUUUUUAUCGAAACAUCAAUGGGAAUUAUACCAUAUUCCGUAACAUUUAAUGUAAUAGACCACUCUCCUCUGCAUUUUGAUACAAUUCAUAUAUAUCAAACCCAAGAAACUGUUCAAUCAAUCACAUUAAAUACACCGGCAACACUUUACCAGUCAGUUUUAUUCGAUAAUACAAUAUUUGAAAACCAUAUGGUAAGAAUUAAUCAAUUUCGAGCUUAUUUAGAACCCAAAAAAUUAAAUCUCGGUACUUAUCUCACUUUUGUUUACAUUUUCAUUGAGGAUGAUUGUUUUAUACAGCCAAUCUUCCUUCAUGUCAUUGAAAAUCGCAUACAAGAAAUAAAUAAAAAUAUUUAUGUUUCUCACGUUCAAGAUUCAGUCAUAGAAACAGAAAUAGAGGUCUCGUUACUCAAUCCUACAAAUAAUUUCUACAGAAUUGGCAAAAUUCAGUAUUUUGGAGCCCCAGAAACUUCAUAUUUUUUAGCAUUAUCGAAAAGUUACCUUCACAAAACAGAUCAAACUAAGAUUUGCACUCUUACUGUCAGAAGCCAAGAUUUUUUCAGCUCUAAUGGCUAUUUUUUCAUAGAAACCGAGUCAUACGAUUCAUAUUCGGAUUUUGCUGAAGAAAGCAAUAUUGACAGUGCGCCGAAAGAAAUAGUAAAGCUCACUGUAAAUGUUUUCACGCGAUUAAUCCCUUAUAAAAUCGAUAUUGUUCGAAAUGAAAUUUUACAAGUCAGUAAAGAGUCCGUAGGUUCAUAUUCCAUCCGAAAUUUACUAAACGUUCCUGUAGUAGUCACGUCAAUCUAUCUCAGCAACACUUUCCUCAUGAUCCAUGGCUUCAAACCAUUUAUUUUGGAACCUCACAAAAUUUCUGAGGAAAUUUUCGUAUCGUUGUCAAAUACGAAAGAGUAUAGUUUGAUUCCCACAAUGAUAAAAGUGAUUUCUAACGCUACGAUUCAAUCAUCUGAAGUGAAUUUCUUCUCUGAAAAAAUUAUUUUGCAAAGAAUAUGGAAUAUGAACAGAAUACAGCAUAUGGGUGUCGACAUGUAUGAUUACGGAAACGUAUACUCAUUCAUUAAGAAGAAUAAUACGUUGAUUAUCGCAAAUCCGAAUUAUCAUCCGGUCAAAAUCCUCGAAAUCACAGUUUCUGAAGGUCUCGAUAUAGAUUAUCCAAUGAAGUUUGACGGAUACACUAUUCCACCCCAUGCAAAAGGCUUAGAAAUUGAAUAUACUUUAACAUUUUUAAAUUCAUCAGAAAUGUGGAAUGAUGGAAAGAUCAGGAUCAUCUGUGAUACAUGUAUAUUAGAUGUACCAAUCAGAUGGUUCUGUAAUCGAGGCGUUUUGAACGUAUCUUUUACUUUUAAUCACGAUCUUGUUUUCGGAAUGAAAUUAGAGGCCGCUCUUGACAUAUCAUCAUCCUUCAAGAGAGAUUUGUAUAUAGAAGAAGGCUACGUCGUUUAUCCAACGAAUGAAUCAAUUUUUACCAAAUCAACAAUCCCUGCUCAACAAACCAAGGCUGGAAUUGGAAAGUAUACAGUUAAUUUGAGCACUUCUAAUGAGGCACUGAAGCCUUUCUUCGAAGUAAUUGAUUCAAAUUCUUCUUAUUACGCACAAACAAGGGCGUGGUCCAACUUUUGGGUACCUCAUUACAAAUUCCAUAUCAAGUUUAUUAUUGUUCUUGAAGAUGGAAUGUAUUACGAGCAUUUACUUGAAUAUGAACUUCAUCAUACCGAAAUUUCCCAUCAUUCCAUAGAUUUCGGACCUGUCCACAAAGAUGAAGUGUUCGAAAAGAAGUUAUAUUUCAGUAAUAUGCUCGCAACUCCCGUAGAAUACACAUUUCAUCCAAAUGAACCGAGUAAUUUGUUCUCAUUAAGGUAUCCAAGUUCAUUUAUUAUCCAUCCAGGUGAAACUAUGGAGUUCCAUUGCGUUUUUGAGACGUUUGAAGUCGGAAAAGUAAAUUCAUUCAUUCCGAUAACGACAAAUGCAACUCCACCAUACGCCAUUCCUGUUAGUGCCAAGAUAGAAGUUCCAAGAGUCCGCUAUAUGGACAAGAAUGACAACAUGAUUGUAAAUCUUCAUUUUAUUGGCGGUGAAGAUAAGCAUUUCAUGUCAUAUAGCUGGAUAAAAUGCAUCAAGGUAGUAAGUUUCGCCAAUUUCUCAGUAGAUUUAAGCGAAAUGAGGAUAACUCCGAACUCAUUUAUCUCAUAUAAGAUAAAUUCAACAAGAUUGAGGCCAAAAGAGUUCGCAAACCUUUGUUUUGACCUUAAACUAUGGUUAUUUGAAGAAAGCGAGAGCAUAGGAAUCCAAUUUUCCAUAAUUUCGGGAGAUUUCAUAUAUAUUUUACCAAUUUAUUUCAAUAUCUCCGACCAAGCGAAACUAAACAUCAAUGAAGCGAUCAAUGGCACAAUGAACAUCGUGUCUGUGCUUGGCGUGAUGGUUCCUUUGACUUCUAUUGUCAUCGGACUCAUUUGUUAUCUCUGGUUCCGAAGAGAAGUCAAAUGGAAGGCAAGGAGAUUCGAUAGAGCGGUGAAGAAGUAUUCGAUUAAUAACUACAGACCAAUUGAAGUGCAGAAUGACCAGGAAUCACUUAUUCCUAUCAAGACAAAAUGGGUUUACAACAGAGCUCCUGUAAAUCGCGUUGCAUCAAUGAGAUCUAUCAGUACUAUGGAGCAUUUCUUAGGAUAG